GUAUACAACAUUUGUGUUUAUCUUGCCUGAAAAAACUUUUGCCUGAAAAUGCCACCUAUAUUUGAAUGGAAAUGUUCGUAUUACAAUCAAAAUGAUGGUAAAUGGCUUUAUGGCAAAGUUAAACUACAUCAAAAGUUUAUUCGAUUUAAAUGUGAUGCCGGGAAGCUAGCCAUGCAGCCACUUUCCAUUGAUCUACGAAAUGUGACCGAGGUGAAAAAGAGAGCCACUUAUCUGCUUUUUAAUGCAGUUGUUGUAACGGAAAAGGGUUUAUACCAUCAUUGGUUUUCAUCAUUGCAAAAUGUUUAUGAUGUAAUCAACAUUAUAGAGCAUUUUAGGAGGUCUUCGCUGCUCGGCUCACUGGAUAAUCCCCGGAGGGAAAUUAGCAAAGGAAACCACACAAAAAAUGAGCUACUUGAAAUAGCCUAUGACUCACAAACAACCCUGAUGUCUUCUGCAAUAACCUUGCAUUCUCAAGGUGAACAAUUAAGAGAUGCAGUUAAAAAGAUGGACAUGCUACAUUCAGAUCUGGAGGUUGGGGAAAACAUAGUGAAUGAUAUGGAAUCCUGGUUUGGGUACUGGAAAAUACAACAUAAAAAACAAUCUGUCAUAAGUGGUCAAGAGUUUUCCAUUCUUGCAGCAAAAACACAGCAAGAGAGCCAUAUUCCUUCAAAAAUUAUCCUGGCAAGUAAUUCAAUAAACAUUUAUAGCCUCAAAGAUAAAGAGCUUUUCUCAUUUGGCUCUAAUGAUAUUGAAAAUACACUGGUACAUUCUCCAUUUGAAGUGACAUUUGUCCAGAGACAGAUAGGCAAGCCUGACAUAAAAGCACAUGUUGUUUCAACAGAACUCCCAAAUCUUCUGCACUGUCUCGAAAGACUUUAUAAGAAAAAGCUCUCAUAUGAAAAACCUCAAUUUUCAAGUGAUGAUGAGGAUGAUGGAAAUGAAGACAAGGAAGAUGGUGCUGCAGAAAGUUAUUUGGCUUCUUCUUCCAGUAAAAGAGAGCAGCUCUUUGACGAUUCAAUGAAGGGAAAAUAUAGUGGAACUUCUGAAACAGCCAAACAAGGUCAGAACCAAAAACAGAAACAGCAGAAAGUUCUAAGUGAAUCAGAAGCAAAUGAACUCAGUGGUGUUAUCAAAAGUAUAAAGGAAAUGGCUCUAGAUAUCAAGUGUGAACAAGAUGUUCAAGAUGAGCAGCUUGACAAAUUGGGCUUUGCUCUGGAAAAGGCUGAUGCAAAAGUAAAGAAGGAUAAUCAAGUAAUCAGAUCCAUGCUUAGAAAAUAACUGCACAGGUGGUCUCUGGGUUGAUUAAAAUUAGUGAGUAGAACAAAUCUGGUUAAAUCCAGUAUGAAUCUCUUUUAAAAAUUAUUUCCAUGUCAUUAGAGGGUCUUUCAGGUAUCUGUGCACAGGAAAGGCAGAGAAGAGUUGAAUAUAAAGCUCUCAAUACACCAGUUUAUUGCUUAAGGUAAUUCAGACAAAAGUGUCUGACAAGAAGUUCACUCUCCACAAUUUGAUUGUUAAUUAAGUCUGCAAUCCAGAUUCCAGAUACUGUUGCAGGUUUCACACAAAAAUAUUGAAUAAUAGAAAUUAGAUUCUUUCACCUAACACAUUUUAAUUCACUCUACUACUGUUGACUUUGACUUUCAAUUUUUCUAUCUAUUAUGUCAGUAUCAGUAAAUUCAAAUUAUCUUGCAAUAAUCUCCACCAAAGAAAAAGGGGCAACUCAAAAGCUCUUUACUAAGUUUUUGCCAAAAUUAAAGCUAUCAUAUAAAAUUAGGAGUUCAUUGUUUGAAGUUAUAUCACUUUAAUUUACAUGUUAAAUGUUGCAAUAUAAAUUGUAUUGUGUAUAAUAAUUUGUUUAUAAUACUCUACUUCAUCA
Rhopilema esculentum is the source of this 1873-nucleotide messenger RNA. Its product is annotated as synaptosomal-associated protein 47. The record is from RefSeq and is a predicted model, not a curated record. Gene Ontology annotation, cellular component: SNARE complex; plasma membrane. Gene Ontology annotation, molecular function: syntaxin binding; SNAP receptor activity. Lineage: Eukaryota; Metazoa; Cnidaria; Scyphozoa; Rhizostomeae; Rhizostomatidae. Gene Ontology annotation, biological process: synaptic vesicle fusion to presynaptic active zone membrane; synaptic vesicle priming; exocytosis.